This is a messenger RNA of Syngnathoides biaculeatus (alligator pipefish), 1257 nucleotides long. Its product is annotated as heme-binding protein 1-like. The transcript has 4 exons. The record is from RefSeq and is a predicted model, not a curated record. The coding region runs from base 230 to 805 and encodes 191 amino acids. Lineage: Eukaryota; Metazoa; Chordata; Actinopteri; Syngnathiformes; Syngnathidae.
UCCAACUUGUGCCGGCACAAGCACGUAUAUAAGCAUGUGUUGAUGAGGAGGGUGCAACCGGACAAGCGGCGUCCGCACUUGAGAACCAAGUGGAUCCCCCGAACAGGUUCAGACGAGCCCAAUUGGAUUCGAAGCAACAUUUGGCCACCAGUCAAGCGAUUAGGGCGAUAAAGAAGAGUCGGGCGGACAAAAGGUCAAAAGAAAAAGAGAGACGCUAUAGAGGAGCAGCAUGUUUGGAAUGAUCAAGAAUUCACUCUUUGGAAACACCGAGGAGACAGAAUAUAAACUAUUAAGCACAGAGACCAAGGAUGGAGUAAGAUUUGAGGUACGGCGCUACGACGCCGCCAAAUACGCGGUGAUUUCCUCUGAGGGGCGCACUUACGACCAGGUGACAGGGGAGCUGGUGAGGAAGCUGCUGAUGUACAUCGGUGGAAGCAAUGAACAAGGUGAGGCCAUGGGUACAGCAGCACCCACCAUCAUCACCGUCUACCCUAGGAAUGACGGUGUUCUAUCCCGUCGUCUGGUGGUCGCCAUCCGCAUACCUACCAUCUACCAGCAAAGCCCCCCGACACCCACCGACAGUACCAUUAGGGUCGAGGAGCGGCCUGGCAUGACUGUCUACACACUGCAAUUUGGAGGUUUCGCAGGUGAGAGCGAGUUCCGCGCUGAGGCCUUGCGUCUGACACGCACUCUGGGCGAGACGGCGCCAUUCCAGCGCAAGCAAUACUUCUGCUGCAGCUACGACUCGCCAAUCAAACCUUACGGCCGCCGCAAUGAGGUGUGGUUCAUACAGGAAGAGCCGUAGCCAUUCUGAUAUCAAACCAUACUGACGGCUUCCAUGACACUUCCACAGCUCUAACUCUUGACUGGAGAAAAUAAGACAGUACUGUGACUUCCCAUAUUUUUCUUCUUUUUAUUAAACCCAUUCCUGACUAUUCAAUUAGGAACUGUAAAUAAAUCUGGAGGUUAAGCAAAAUAAUGGUCCUGAUGUAAUACUGAGUGAAUGGCACCAGAGCAUUCUAGCUCUUUGUAUUGUGGUCAUCAAAAGCUUUGUGAUUGUGAUUUUACAAAUCAUGUGCAAAACUUUUUCAUGUAGUUGUGCGAAAUAGAGUUUUAUUUACAUCCCUGAAAAUGUUAGUGAUACAUCUGUAGUGUGACUCUCUGUGACAAGAGUGACUACUGUAAGACUCAUCUUUCAGAAAUUAAUAAAUAUUUGGUUAAUGUAGUGUUAAUUUCAUCAUUUGUCACACUGGGAUA